Messenger RNA from Aspergillus pseudotamarii, 870 nucleotides. RefSeq lists its product as uncharacterized. The record is from RefSeq and is a predicted model, not a curated record. Lineage: Eukaryota; Fungi; Ascomycota; Eurotiomycetes; Eurotiales; Aspergillaceae. The transcript has a single exon. Bases 1 to 870 code for a protein of 289 amino acids.
AUGAAGGGUCUUGACCGAGGUCUCGCCUUCGUCUCCACACUAGCUCUGCUCUUCGUCCAGGCUGUAGCGGUCCCCCUCUCAGCUGCCGAAAAUGCCUCCCCCGACCAGACAGUCCUCGGCGACACCUACAACCUUCCCUCGACCCCCGAGGACAAUGCCGACAUUUUCGAGAAAGGCCCAGAAGCAGAAGCCGCACCAUCAUGGUUCACCUCCACCCUCAUGGCCCGCCGACUGCUCGCUCUCUCAACCACCGGUGUAGCAUCCACCAUCUUCUCUCACACACCCAAGGAUGUCCACGUCCCAGCUGCUGUGGCCGGCCUGUCUAUCAGCCAGAAAGAAUACAUCUCAGAUUGUGACGCGGCCCUUCCCCCUCCAAGCGGCCACGGCGGCAACGGCGACCCGACCUUCCUCGCCCUUGAAGUCGAAACUACCUUUCGUAACACUGCUGCAGGCUCUAACAUGAGCAUCACCCUCGAUUGGUGGGACCAUUUGAACGAGACCGAGCCGCUCUGGCCCGGGUUCCCGCUCAGCCCUGCCGGUCUUCCCCGUGUUACUCUCUUCGGGUACGUCGAGUCCUUCCCGUCCCCUGUCCCGGAGGACACGGAGGCGGCUCUCCGGUCUUGCUAUCUUAAAGCCCACCCAGAUGCGCGGGUGUGGCUGCCGGAGCGACCGGGCUCCCCGCACAGGAGCCACUGGGUCCGCAUGGUUGUCACUCAGGUUUAUUGGAUUGGUGGCUUCGGCGGUUUCCAGCGGAUUGGGUGGAUGAAUGUCACUGAGUGGAAGGGUAUUCGGAGGGAGGAGAGUUUGCCUGGUAUUGGGGAUGGACGGGGUUGGGAGGAUGUGAGGCUCCCCGGGGAGAAGGGGUAUUGA